AUGUCUGCUGCUCGUGAACCCGAUGAAAAUUCCCCCUUGCUGGUGAAUGGUCGAGCCACCAGCAACAGUGAUGCUCUUCCCAACGGCGAUGGCGAUCACGAUGGAGCUAGAACCACAGCUAUGCAUUUCCUUCUGAAAUACGACAGAACACCAGGCCGCGACAACCCAAAUCGUCUUAUCAGGUAUCCGUCGGAAACAUGGCAUGUUACCAAGCUCACAUUAUACAGCAAUUAUGUCAAUUUCCUUCUGAUCAUGGUGCCCUUGGGCAUCGUCGCCGGCGAGCUACAAUGGAGCCCCACCGCCGUCUUCACCAUCAACUUCUUUGCCAUCAUCCCUCUUGCCGCCGUCCUGUCCUUCGCCACCGAGCAAAUUUCCAUGAAGCUGGGAGACGCCAUCGGUGGACUGCUCAACGCGACCUUUGGUAAUGCCGUCGAAUUGAUUGUCAGCAUUGUCGCCCUGAAAGAAGGCCAGAUCGAGGUUGUCCAGUCGUCGAUGCUCGGGUCCAUCCUCUCCAAUCUCCUCCUCGUCAUGGGCAUGUGCUUCUUUUUCGGCGGCAUUGUCAACAUGCGUCACCCGUCUACUCAACUCGGCCAGGAGCAGGGCUUUGCCUCUGCAACGGCCCAGACGACCUGCUCCUUGAUGACGCUCUCCUCGGCGUCGCUUGUCAUUCCGGCCACGCUCUACAACGUACUGGAUGGGAACAACGAAGACAAGGAGAGGACUGUCCUGCUCUUAUCUCGAGGCACUGCCAUCAUUCUUCUUCUCCUCUAUGUCCUGUACCUCUGGUUCCAGCUCCGGACGCACCAGAACCUCUUCGACUCGGAGCAGCAACUCUCCGAAGAUGAGCCAGAAGUCCCCCUCAUGGGUGCGAUUCCCGCCGCCCUUGUUCUCGUCGUCACCACGGUUCUUGUUGCCAUCUGCGCCGACUACCUUGUCGGAAGCAUCGACGACGUCGUCGAGAGCGCCCAUAUCAGCAGGAACUUCAUCGGCAUGAUCCUUAUCCCCAUUGUCGGAAACGCGGCCGAACACGUAACAGCCGUCGUCGUGGCCGUUCGGAAUAAGAUGGACCUCGCCAUGGGCGUCGCCAUCGGCUCCAGCAUCCAGAUUGCCCUUCUCGUCACCCCCUUUCUGGUCAUUCUCGGUUGGGCCGUCCUCGAUCAGCCCAUGUCCCUCCACUUCGAGACCUUCGAAACAGUCGCCUUUGCCUUCUCCGUCAUGGUUGUUACGUACACCGUGCAAGAUGGCCGGUCGAACUACUUGGAGGGCGCCAUGUUGCUGGGGCUUUACCUUAUCAUCGCCCUAGCUUUCUACGUCACCCCAAGCGAUGCCUUGGGCAGGGCUUUGGGAGUCGUCGGACUCUAA
Messenger RNA from Sodiomyces alkalinus F11, 1362 nucleotides. RefSeq names its product Ca2+ transporter. Gene Ontology annotation, biological process: intracellular calcium ion homeostasis; calcium ion transmembrane transport. Lineage: Eukaryota; Fungi; Ascomycota; Sordariomycetes; Glomerellales; Plectosphaerellaceae. Gene Ontology annotation, molecular function: calcium:proton antiporter activity. Gene Ontology annotation, cellular component: fungal-type vacuole membrane. The coding region runs from base 1 to 1362 and encodes 453 amino acids. The transcript is spliced from 3 exons. The record is from RefSeq and is a predicted model, not a curated record.